Messenger RNA from Amphimedon queenslandica, 801 nucleotides. Its product is annotated as extensin. The coding region runs from base 16 to 621 and encodes 201 amino acids. Lineage: Eukaryota; Metazoa; Porifera; Demospongiae; Haplosclerida; Niphatidae. The transcript has 5 exons. The record is from RefSeq and is a predicted model, not a curated record.
ACAUUGGGUGGAGUAAUGGUGGGCGUGGCUACCUCAAACUGUCAAUUAAGCGUUUUAGAGAACAUCUUUCGACAUCUUUACCUUGGAACAAUGUUUGGGAAAAAGAGUAAAAAGCCAAGCGGUGGUUCACCGUAUCCUAAACAGCCAGCAUAUCCAGUUCAACAACCAGCUUAUCCUGUCCAGCAACCUUAUUCAACCAACCCAGGUUAUCCUCCUCAGCCUGGAGCAUACCCAUCAGCACCAGGAUACCCUCCUCCCCCUGGUGGAUACUCGGGAUAUCCUCCCCCAGUUCCCCCUGGAGGAUACUCAGGAUAUCCACCUCCUCCUACUGGAUAUCCACCUCCUCCUGCUGGAUAUCCUCCUCCUCCUGGAGUGUAUCCAACUGACCAGCCUCCUGCCUACUCUCAGCAACCACCUCCACCUCAGCCAGCGCCUGUUGCUGUAUUUAAUCAAGAUGCUGCGAUCAAUCCUAACAAGCCUGUCAAUAUUCCACCACCUCCCCCUGGGUAUGCUCCCACAGCUGCGCAACAAGCUUCCGCUGAAGGAAGAAGUGUUCAAGUCUCACAACAGAAGAAGGAUAUGUGGGGUGGAGGCUCUGAUGGUGGGUAUACGAUCUGGUAAUUUGGACCAUAUAAAUUUCCUUAUUGUGUCACUAUUAUUAUUAUAUCAGGAUAUAUGAACUGUUAAUUGUAUCAAUUGUUUAUUCACAUUAAUUUAUUAUUGUUGCAAGUAGUUGUUUAUUGUUUUAAAAUUGUCUUUGUGGUUCAUUAAAACCUUAUUAAUUUUAGAUUUGUAAAUAAA